AUGGGAGGCAAGAAGAGGAAGAUAGCGAUGGAGUUUGUAGAGAAUUCACAGGCGCGAGCGGUUCUUUGCGCAAAACGCCGUAAAGGUCUUUACAGUAAAGCCUCCGAGCUUUGUCUUCUCUCCGGAGCACAAGUGGCGAUAAUAACGACUCCGGUCUCUUCCAACUCCAACGUCUCCUUCUUCUCCUUCGGCCACUCCUCUGCCGACUCCGUCGUCUCUGCUUUCCUCGCGAACCAGCGUCCUCGAGAUGAUGACAGCAUUGGCCGCGCGUUAGGGUUUUGGUGGGAAGACCAGAAGCUUGCUCAAUCGGAGAAUUCUAACGAGUUGAGUGACGCGAUCGGCUCGAUCGCGAGGAUGUUGCAGAAUCUCAAGGGAUUGCAAGAAAGAAAAGCCGUGGAAAAUCACGAGGGUUUGAAGAAGGAGGAGGAGCUUGCUUUACACGGAACUAACCAAGAGCUUGAUCAAAACCAAACCCUAAAUCUUCUUCAAUUGACUUGUGCUAGUGCUUGCAUUGAUCAGGAUGAUACACCUGCGAAGUUAGAGGAACCAGUCAAGAUCAGCCAAGCGGAGAAUCAGAACGUGGCGGUUUCUGACAAGGACAGCAACGACAUCAACAGUUUAAUUCUAAAGUUGGAUGAGUGCGAUGAAGAGUUUGAUCUUGAUACAAUCUUUGAUUUAGUGAUGAAUUCAGAAAGUACGCCGACGAAUUCGAAUGUCUCAACGAAUCAAAAUCCGUCCUCUUCUUCUGAAGAUGGAGCAGCAUCGGUGUUUCAAGGAGAGUGUAAUCGCAACUUUUGUGAUUCGGAUGGAGAUAAUAAUAUCCUAGCGAUUUCUGACAACAACAACAAUGCUUUACAUGGAGACUUGAACGGGUGGAAUAAAGAGCUGGAUCUUGAUGACAUCACAUCCUUUGAAGCUAAUGCUGGAAGUCUGAUGGAUGAUGUCUCGGUGAUGAAGUCGAACCAAAAUCUGCUCUUAGAUGCUGAAGCUGUUGAAGAUGAAGCAGCGGUGAUGCACAGAGCUUUGGAUCAUAAGGAUAAUUUCAACUUCUCCGAAUAUUGUAAUGAGUUAACCUCCAUUGCUGCAAUCUGA
Messenger RNA from Microthlaspi erraticum, 1092 nucleotides. NCBI's taxonomy places the organism in Eukaryota, Viridiplantae, Streptophyta, Magnoliopsida, Brassicales, Brassicaceae. The record is from the annotation of a GenBank genome assembly.